Molecule: messenger RNA, 809 nt
Organism: Trichobilharzia regenti
Lineage: Eukaryota; Metazoa; Platyhelminthes; Trematoda; Strigeidida; Schistosomatidae
Source: the annotation of a GenBank genome assembly
CGUGCACUAAGAUUCAGUGAACUGUGCUAUUUUUGUGGGGAAGUAUGACUAAUCAUCAGAAGAAUGUGGGAAUACAACCUCCUUUGAAAAUAUUUUUAGCUCGUGCAAUCUACGAUAAUUUAUCAGAAAACCCAACCGAAUUAAACUUUUCACGUGGUGAUUUAGUUACUGUUUUGGAUAGAAAUCCUUCUGGUUUAAAAGGUUGGUGGGUGUGCAGUAUACGUGGUCAACUUGGGAUUGCACCAGGAAAUCGUUUGGAAUUAUUAGGUCUUAUACAUAAAACGAAAGAAAGAAACAAUUCAGAUGUUUAUGAUGAUCCAACUGGAUGGUGUAUAUCAAGUAAUGAAUUGGAAAAUAAUGCAAAUGAAAAUGAUGUUUUCACAGAAAAGUCAACAAUUUCAUUGUCUAAACCAGCAACUACUCACAUUAACACCAUCACUACCAACCCAACGACAACAACAGCAAUAAAAUCUAGUCCAUCAGAAAAACAUCCCCAUUUAUUUGCCCAUAAUCCUUGUCUUGUUUAUGAAAAUAUAGAUUACUAUACAAAAAACUAUAGUCCUGUAGGUUUGACGGAUAGUGGCAAUUUCUCGAAUCGAUCAAGUGAUGUCUCCUUCAGUAUACAUUCAAUAAAUGAUGGAACUGUUGGUCAAAAAAAUAAUAAUUUAGAUUCAUAUGAAGACUAUGAAGAUCUACCGCCCAACAUACCAUAUGAAUUUCGUGAUACAUUUAAUUUGCUAAAACAAGAAUCUGAACAACUCAGUCCUCCGGAUCAUAACAGAACAGAAAUGAAAUACAUUCCAUUAUAG